Molecule: messenger RNA, 4427 nt
Organism: Amphiprion ocellaris (clown anemonefish)
Lineage: Eukaryota; Metazoa; Chordata; Actinopteri; Pomacentridae
Product: aftiphilin-like
Exons: 7
Coding region: 168-2171 (667 amino acids)
Biological process (GO): intracellular transport
Cellular component (GO): AP-1 adaptor complex; trans-Golgi network membrane
Molecular function (GO): clathrin binding
Source: RefSeq, a predicted model, not a curated record
CUGGAAACAACGCACAGUGAGCCCUCUCACUUUUUACCUACCUUUAGUCAGUUAAUACCGAUGGAGAGAGAUGUGGAGAAAUGAUGGAGAACGAAGCUGCGGCGCUGACAGACCAGCCGAGUGAAAGUGUCGGUCCAUGAGGCCUUCGGGUGCCUCCAAGAGAACCCAUGGAGCCUGACGUUGUCCCGCUGCACUCCUCCUCCCCUCCUCCGCUGGGUGAUGACGGCGACGGGGAGCUGGGAACCGAGGAUGACGAGUUUGGGGACUUUGGGGGAUUUUCCUGCUCCCCUCUGGGCUCUGCUGAAGCCACUGAGCCGCCUCCUCCCUCCUUAAAACCAGCCACACAUCAAACCACCUGCAGCUUUAAUCAAACAGUUGAACAAUCUCAGCCCACAUCCACUGUGAAUCUGGAGUCAGACAGGAGUCAGACGGACAUGGAAGGGCAGGACUGUAAUGCUACAUCUUCUUUGCACCUCACAAAUGGCUUUACUGAAAGACACCAUGACUCUGGGGCUCACAGUGCUGCUAUAGUCGGUGCUUGCUCUGCUGAGGAGGAAACAGGGUUCGCUGAUUUCACUGUGUUCACCGAUCAGGCGGCACAUCCCUGGUGCUGUGGCUUCUCUCCCAUGGCCAGCAGCGAGCAGUGGGACGGCAGGGCAGGAGGGACAAACCUCAGCCUGGGUGGACAGAUCUGUAGUUCAGGACAGGAUGUUGUCAUGGAGUCUGAGCCCAGAUCUCACUGUGCACAUAAGGCGAAUAAAAACGUCAAGAACUGUGAGAACAGAGAUGCAGCACGUGCACAACCAUCUCAGGACCACCAUCAGCCUCAGGAUGCUGCCACAGCUUUGGAUUUUCCAUCUGGUGAGGAGGAGCUAGACGAGUCUGGGGACGCUGAGAGGGAAAGGAGGUUUGGUCUUAAUUCUCUACAAAUCUCUGAGGUUGAGAUGGAAGAAGAGGCAGAAAGUAAAGAUCAUAGUGUUUCCAGUGUCCUGCAAAGACUGGGUAUGUAUGAGUCUGCCUCCGAGGACCUGGCGUCCUUCGGUGAUGAUCUGUCGUUUGAGGGAGUUUCUGCAGACUUGGAACCAAACGUCUCGUCCCUGGAUCAGACGGACUGGGACCGAACUGAUGAUGAGGAUGAAGAACUGGAACUUUCUGACUCGUUCGUUGACAGUAGGACAGGAAACCUCAGCCAUCCAGAGUCAGAGAGGGGCUUUCAUCAUUGUGAUCAACAUGCGACUCAGGAAACUUGUGCUACCUCCAACCAGUCCCAGCCUGGAGUUCAUACAGAAGGCAGUUCUGCUGACGGUGGUUCUGAGCAUCACAGGGACCAAGAAAUCGUCCAAACAGCUGACGCAGGGGUGCAGAUUCUGGGAAACCUCCCACCGAGUGACAGCUUUGCUGAUUUCUGCUCAGCGCCCACGCAGGACGAUGGACAGUCGUGGGCGGAGUUCAAGGACCAGAGCACACGAGUAGAAGGAAAAGCCUGGCCUCAGAUCAGAGAGCCAGUCAGCAGGCUGCAGAUCGAUGAGGACACCGAGGAGGAUCAGGAUGGGGAGGGACAGCAUGGAGGCAGCAGGAGGAACAGCUGCCAGGCUUCUCUGUCCUGCCGUGUCCAGCAGCUCCUGCAGACCAGUUUUCCAGAGGUGAUGGUCUCGGCUGUAGAAGGUGAGGAGGAGCUGCUCGGCCUGGGUGCUCUGCUUCAGGCCCGACAUCUCUCUGAGGAAGAGGAAGCAGCACCAGAACUCAGCGGUGCUCUGUGGAUUCACGAGGAGAUGUUAUCUCCACACCGGGACGUCCACAGUGCCGUGGGCCUCCAGUUUCAGUGGGGUGGUUCCCACACUAACAGGACUCUGCUUAGGUGCCUCGGCGUGGACACCAGGAACAUUGUGUUCAUUGGCACCAAGAAGCAGCCGGUGACUGUGCCUGCUUUUGCAUCGGGUCUGGGAAUGCUUGAGCCCACCAAAGACUCUGUGCUGACUGUCGGUUGUCCAGGACACUCAGCCGUCUCAGCACAAGCACCUCCAGGGCGCCGAGACAUACCGGACCCCUCAACGCAUUCAGUGCAGGAGGAGCUCCCUUCCAGCCAGCUGGACUGGAGCAGCCGUGGCCUUAGCAGCUCUCAGGACGGUACGUCCCCUCGCCGAGCCCCUCACUUCUGGGGUCGGAAGUAGACUGCCAGCCAUCCCCUACAUGGCUUCUGUUCAUGAGCCAAAACCUCUGAGAGUUUACCCCUCACUUCCUCUGGGGCAUGCGCUGCUUCUCUGAAUUCACGCCGUGUUUCCCCUUCGCUCACCACAACACAAAGUUUAGUAAAAGAAAAAGACCCAGAAGUCAUGCUGACCCAGAACUGGGACUCAAAGUAAGACAAACAGAAAAGUGACAUAUCAGUGACAGGGGAAACACUGCUGGCCCUCUGUUCUCUCCUUUACCUGUUCUGGUGUGUCAUCUUUACCUGCUGUCAUUUUCAGACAGAUUUUAUCUCAGUAUUUAUCAGGGAAAUUUGGAGUCCAUCUAUAAACGGGAGCAGCUGGAGCUCCUGAAAACUGCUCAAAGUUUUCUGUUUUUGUUUUUUUUUUUCUAAGUUAAUGUCACAUUUGCACUAAACAGUGAUUGUGAUUGGGCAUGAUUAUCCAAAAGACCAUUAUUUAAUCCAUUGAUGGCCACUAUGGAGGUUCAGCCUCUGACUCUGCUAGUGCAUUUCUAUGUUACAAACUUACGCUUUCAGUCUGACAAUAUCACCCAGUUUUUGACUUCAUUCAACACCAAAGUGUAUUUGCUUUUUCACAGAAACCAUUUAUGUGUUCAUAUUUGCCGGUAAAAGGGUUUCCCGCUUUUGUAAAGACAGUAAGAUAUUUGUUUACUCAGGAAGGUUUGACCAAUUUAAUUUAAUUAGAAUUAAAUUCAGUACAGAAGUGUUUAGUGCAACAUUUGUACAGUUUUAGGAUAAAUAUGUAGAAUUAUCCUAAAACUAAAAUUCCAGCAGUGGUAAUUAUUAGAUUUAUGAAAUUAUGCAACAUAAAUUACACAUAAUUCAUAAAGAUAAUAAAUACUUGGAGGGGAGACAAAGACCCAAAACCAGUCACUAACAAAGACGGUGCAAAUUCGCAUGCUGUUAGCACCCUUGUGUCAUUUUUUUUUUAGUAACAUAGAUAAUCCUAAUUAACAAAUAAUACCUUAAUAUUAAUUGGCAGCAGUGGUCGGGAGUCAGUUUGCAUUUUAGGACAGUGAUAAGACUAACUUGUCCUCAGAAAUCAUUGCUCUGCUGCAUGUGUUUAAAGAGGAUUAUGCUAAAUAAGUAUUUCUAAUAAAGAAUGUGUUCAAUUUUCACACAAUAAACACAGUGAGAUGAUGCUAAAACACUGAAAAGACAGCUUAAAAAAAUGAACUUCCAGAGUUUAAAAUUAGCAUUUUGGUUUGUAGCAUGUAAGAUAAGGAGCUGUUGUUGAUGAACUAACAGAUAUGUACACUCGUAUAUAUCCAAGGAUAGAGCUGAGAGCCUCAACACGAUUCAUGAACUUCUGCAGUAAUUUUCUACCUGAAAUCUGGAGCUGAAUCCACAUGAACACAAACAGAGGCCCUCUAGGGUCAAGGAAGCUUCAUUGUUCUUUGUUGAAUUUUAAUUUUAUUCCUGAAAUAUACACAUUCACAAUCCCAACAAGACUAAUGUUCAAUGAUAAAAUGACAAAUACUUAACAAAGCAGUGUUGUAAUGAUAAAUAGUGCACAGCAGAGGGCGAUGUGUUCUCAGUAGACGGUGCUGAGUGCAGAAAAAAUGUCUAAAUGUAUUUACUGUUGGGACAAAUCAAGUCAAACAGAGCAGUCAGUCACUAACAUGAAGAGAUGUGUACCUCAUGUAUAUUUAAACAUGUAACUGUAGUCUGUUCAUUUUCUUUAUAUCAGUAUUUAUUGUUUUUGAAAUCUAUUUUCUGGAUUUGAUUGAAUCUGUUUGGGGCAUUAUUGACAUAAUAGGAUGAUAUAAAUGAUGAUUUCUACUGUCACUUUAUGCUGCUUUUACUGUUUUUAUUUUCAGUUUUUCUUUUCUUUCUGUGCACUUCUUCCUAUAAGAUAUGAACAUGUUGACUAGGACAGAGUGUUUGAUUCCAAAGCCUCUCAUUUUGAGAACAUAACAGAUUCCUGAAAACACUUUCCUCAGUGUUUCAUCACCAAUCUAAGGUGUUUCUACAACAUUUCCGUAAAUCCAGGUUGCAGUCUUUCAUCAUGAGUUGUGCCUUUUUGCCAGCAAUCAUUUUCUAAACCUUUUUUAUUCUUCAAACAGUGAAAGUAUCUUUGGACCUAUAGUUUGCUGAUAAAACAGACUGUUUUUCUUAUUUCAUUUAUUCAGAUUUACUACUCAAAUUGAGAACUAAUGCACUGCUGUGAGGAGUUGUGGGAAAUCCUGUAAAUACUGAAAUAAAUCAGUUGAUCCUU